CCCAGUGAAGACCACGCCCCUUUGCUGGGGAGGACUCCCUCUGGAGGUGAGACCGAGGAGGCAGCCUCUGCGUCUUCGCGCCUGCUGCAGCGUGAACGCUCCCGGGCCUCACAGCGCUACAGACGGCGAAUCAUCACGGCCAUUGUCGCUACUUUGGGUCUUCUGGCCUUCAGUCGGCUGGUAUUUGGUACGGCGUGGAUGGCACCCUUUCCGCUGCACAACCACCUUACAGUUCUCGGUGCGUCUUUCUUCAUUGUUCCUAGGUGCCCUCUUUUUUACUUCUACAAUGGCCGAAUGCAUUCACUUGCCAUGCCGAUGAUAGGUGAAACCUUGUUCAUUAGUUGA
Dibothriocephalus latus is the source of this 345-nucleotide messenger RNA. The record is from the annotation of a GenBank genome assembly. NCBI's taxonomy places the organism in Eukaryota, Metazoa, Platyhelminthes, Cestoda, Diphyllobothriidea, Diphyllobothriidae.